GCGGCGGCGCGUCUCCAACAAGUAUACGAAAAGGCCUUACCCCAGCACCGUGUCAAAUCUUGAGUCCAGCAGAGAGGAAAUCGUCAGACGCAAUGGGAGUUCCAGCAUUCUUCCGCUGGCUGUCCAGAAAAUUCCCAAAUAUUAUAGUGCACUGCGUCGAAGAGAGAGGCCACACGGUCGACGGCAACCAGAGAGUCAACAUCGACACAAGUAAACCGAAUCCAAAUAAUGUGGAGUUCGACAACUUAUACCUCGACAUGAAUGGUAUCAUUCAUCCGUGCUGCCAUCCAGAGAACAAGCCGGCUCCGAAAAAUGAAGACGAAAUGAUGGUCGCGAUUUUUGAAUAUAUCGACCGUAUUUUCAGCAUCAUAAGACCACGGAGAUUGCUCUACAUGGCUAUUGACGGCGUUGCUCCCCGCGCGAAAAUGAACCAGCAGAGGAGUAGGAGAUUCCGCGCGUCGAAGGAAGCCGCUGAGAAAGCAGCAACCAUAAGUCGACUCCGACGAGAACUCCAGUCGAAAGGAUUCCAUCUACCCCCCGAGAAAGCUCCCGAGGACCAUUUCGAUACAAAUUGUAUCACUCCCGGAACGCCAUUCAUGGAUCGACUGGCGAAAUGUCUCCAUUACUACAUUCACGAUAGGCUGAACAAUGAUCCCGGCUGGCAAAACAUCGAGGUGAUAUUAUCCGACGCAAACGUUCCGGGAGAAGGGGAACAUAAGAUCAUGGAUUUUAUUCGCAAACAGCGCGCGAGUCCGAGCCAUGAUCCGAACACGAGGCAUUGUCUCUGUGGAGCGGAUGCCGAUCUCAUCAUGUUGGGUUUGGCCACACAUGAGCCCAAUUUUACGAUUAUCAGGGAAGAAUUCAAACCGAAUCAGCCACGCCCGUGUGAGCUCUGCGGUCAGAUAGGGCACGAGAUGAAAGACUGUAUGGGUCUUCCGAAGGAUAUUGCCUCGCAAACCAAAAUAGAGAAACCCUUGGGCGCUGAGACCGAAUUCAUCUUCAUAAGGUUGAAUGUUCUGAAAGAGUAUUUGACAAAAGAAUUGUGGAUAGAAGGGUUGCCCUUCAAGUGGUCGAUCGAGAGGGCUAUCGACGAUUGGGUGUUCCUCUGUUUCUUCGUCGGAAACGACUUUCUACCUCAUCUACCAUCCCUAGAGAUCAGGGAAGGCGCCAUAGACCGCCUUGUUCGUAUUUACAAGGAGACCAUCCAUGUCAAGAAGGACUAUCUAACUAAGAACGGCUUCGCUCAGAUGGAUCACUGUGCCAUGAUUCUGACGAAACUCGGCCAGGCAGAAGACGAAAUUUUCCGCCAGCGACAGAUUGACGAAGAGAAAUUCAAACGUCGACAGAAAGAACGGAAAGCGAUGCAGAGACAGGAGCACGCUCAGCCGGCCUAUCAUAUGGCAGGCCAAUUAGGUCCAACCGAUGUCCGCUCUGGAGGAAUGGCUAUCUCAGGUGCUAGGGAUGAAGUUCUGAGCCAACGCAGAAGUGCAAUGGAUUUCUCUAGAGGGUUACAUGGGGGGCCGGGCAUCGAAGCCAUGCUGGAACCGGAAGGCGGUGCUCAGGGGCAACCAGCGAAACGGAAGGCGGAAGAUUUAGAUGAGGAGCCAGAAGACGAAGUUCGCUUGUGGGAAGUCGGAUGGAAAGAACGCUACUACGAGAGCAAGUUUGAAGUUUCACCCGAGAAUCAAUCAUUCCGACACGAAGUCGCUGCGGCAUACGCCGAAGGGCUAUGCUGGGUCCUUCAUUACUACUACCAAGGAUGUGCAUCUUGGAAAUGGUUCUUUCCGUAUCAUUACGCGCCGUUUGCUUCGGAUUUCUCGGAGAUCGGCACCCUGAAAAUAAGCUUCGAAAAGAACACGAAACCCUUCAACCCCAUGGAGCAACUGAUGAGUGUAUUCCCAGCUGCCAGCCGACAACAUCUCCCGGAGCCAUGGGGGGACCUGAUGGAGGACCCCGAGAGUCCGAUCAUCGAUUUCUACCCCAUCGAUUUCAGAAUCGACCUCAAUGGCAAGAAAGCCGCCUGGAUGGGCGUAGCGCUCUUACCCUUCGUCGAUGAGAAACGUCUGCUAGAAACAGUGGCUACCGUUUACGAUCGAUUGACACCGGAGGAGAAGCGGAGAAAUUCGCGCGGAGACAGUUAUAUUUUCAUCCGGAAAAACCAUCCCGGGUAUCCGUUCCUGCGCGGACUGUAUGAGAAUAAAUCUCAAAGGAAGUUGAAUGAUGAGAACGUUCAACCCAUCGAUCCCGAGAGCUUCUUCGGAAUGGCAGGAAAUGCUCUGACUACGGAUAAGAUGGUGCCUGAGAAAGAGAAAGUAUUGAGUCCCGUGAAGGGAUGUCAGCCUUGCCCGAACAAUAUGGUCGUGGUGACCCGGUGGCGGGAUCCCAUCUUCGAGCCGGACUUCAUCUAUCCCGCGACAAAGCUGCCCGGGGCGAUAGAGCCUGAAAAGGUUCUUAGGCCCGAGGAUCUCGUCGGAGAUCAAAGUCGACAAUGGAGACCCCAAGUUGGAAUGGCGAGGAAUACGCAGAGAGCCUCUUUGGGGGCCAGCGGUCACCGGAUGAUCAAUCACCAUGCGGCAAUUCCACCGCCGAGUCACGGUGGCUGGCAGCGAGGCUGUGCUCCUCAACGUGGAAACUUCAACCAAGGCUAUCAGAGAGACUCGUACGGGCAAGGUUAUGACGGUUAUAAUAACUACAGCACCCAUAGCAACCCGCAGAGAUCUUAUCAAGAUAGAGGCAGAUAUGGACAGCAGUACGACAGAUCCUCAUACGGAUCCUCGAAUAGGAACUCUUACAAUGCUCCACCUGAGAGGAACUCCUACGGAAGUGCCGGCGGUGGUUCCUAUGGAUCUUCUCGCGGUAGAGGUUCAUACGGACCGCCGGGGGAUAGACCAGCGCCUGGUCCUCGUUUGGGGUACGGACCUCCGAGAGGAGGAGCUCGUGGUGCCGGUGGCGGAGGGGGGAACUACUAUAGGAGAGACUGCUACUAGGAUGUAGCAGGGGUUAUCUAAUUGCUCAAUGAGAUGACUCAGUACUUGACAACUCAAAAUUGUUCAAUCGAAUGUGUAAAUUAACAAAA
Molecule: messenger RNA, 3076 nt
Organism: Galendromus occidentalis (western predatory mite)
Lineage: Eukaryota; Metazoa; Arthropoda; Arachnida; Mesostigmata; Phytoseiidae
Gene: Rat1
Product: 5'-3' exoribonuclease 2 Rat1
Exons: 10
Coding region: 93-2987 (964 amino acids)
Biological process (GO): nuclear-transcribed mRNA catabolic process
Cellular component (GO): nucleus
Molecular function (GO): RNA binding; zinc ion binding; 5'-3' RNA exonuclease activity
Source: RefSeq, a predicted model, not a curated record